Haliotis rufescens (red abalone) is the source of this 4798-nucleotide messenger RNA. RefSeq lists its product as uncharacterized. The transcript is spliced from 12 exons. The record is from RefSeq and is a predicted model, not a curated record. Gene Ontology annotation, cellular component: plasma membrane. The coding region runs from base 25 to 3516 and encodes 1163 amino acids. Gene Ontology annotation, molecular function: protein binding; protein kinase activity; ATP binding. NCBI's taxonomy places the organism in Eukaryota, Metazoa, Mollusca, Gastropoda, Lepetellida, Haliotidae. Gene Ontology annotation, biological process: signal transduction; protein phosphorylation.
AGGACGUGUCAAGCCACCAUAGACAUGGCGCAGGGGAAGUGUCUCUACGAGAUUCCCUAUAGCGUUACAAGAGAAAUUAUUAUGUCAAUGGACGCUGACAAGUCAUGGGAGCAUUUAGCUGGUGAGAUUGGUUACAGCUUCGAUAAGAUCAAGUAUUUUGAGCUUGAGUAUCAAAAGUACAGUGGUAGCCCCACUAAAGCCUUACUCUGGGACUGGGGGAGCCGUAAUGCCACAGUCAAAGACCUCUAUAAUAAACUGAGGGUCCUCAAUCGUGUUCGAGAUAUGCAAAUCCUGGAAAAUUAUGUUGCUUCUGCCAAGGAGGCCAAGCCCUACAAGCCGGACAAGGCCUUGAACAACGACUUUGAGGAACAAGCUCCAUCAAACAGACCUGUCCCAAGUCUCUCGGGUAUCAAUACAGAUGAUCUACCAAAGCCACCCCCUCCAAAACAGCCGACGGAUGAUUCCGAUUCCGAUGUUAUCAACUUUAACCAAAUGAAAGGAACAGCCACGAAAUCUAAAGUGUCGUCCAAAAUCCAUGCUGAUGUUUCCGAGAAGGAGAAACAGUAUGACGAUAAAGUGAUUCCAGGCACAAAGAGUACCAAUUCCAACACAUCAGGAUCGUCGAUGUUUGGAAAACGUGUUCCUCAAGAAUCUGUAUCAACAACAGACAACAAAAGCUCAAAAGCUUCAGAAAGCACGGAUUCCUCUUCUUUUGACUUUGAUUCGAUUGAGAAGUCUGAUCCAAUGAAGGGAUUUGAGAGUUUGAAAAGUUACAUAAAAAGUGAUAGUUUGAGCUUCAAUGAUGCCGCGGCUCUGGUGGGCACACCAUUCUUUGAAUACAAGGAACUGUUUGAGGCUACAGAAGGGUUCAGUUCUUCACAUAAACUUGGUGCUGGCGCAUUCGGAACUGUGUAUCAAGGCCUACUGAGGUGUUCCAGGUGUGCGAUCAAGAAGCUGGAUGAGGAAAACAAAGAUCUGAAGGGAGACAAAUCAGUACAGUUUAGUGAGCUGACAGCCUUAUUAAGGUAUCGGCAUGAGAAUAUUGUGAAUCUGUAUGGAUAUGCAAUAGAUGGACCCGCCCUAUGUCUAGUCUAUCAACACAUGGUCCAAGGGUCUUUAGAAGACAGAUUACAGUGUAAGGACAACACACCACCCUUACUCUGGGACAAAAGAAUCAGUAUUGCAGCUGGAGCAUCUAGAGGUCUACAGUUCCUACAUCGGUUUGGCGCCAAGCCUCUCAUACAUGGCGACAUAAAGAGUGCCAAUAUACUACUUGACAAGCACUUUGAAGCCAAGAUCGGGGAUCUGGGACAGGCACAGUAUGCCAACAGCAAGACGAGUGGCGUCCUCACGGGGAGGUUUACUCACAUCUCACAGAAACAGGCAUCUUCCAAAAUCUACGGCACCAAGGCGUAUCUGGCGCCUGAACUUUUAAGGGCCGGAGGACGCAUGUCUGUCAAAACUGACAUCUAUGCAUUUGGCGUGGUGUUACUGGAACUGUGUAGUGGGGAGAAGGCAAACGAUGAAAGAAGGGAAAGCGAUAAUAAAUUUUUGACAAGCUACUUCGGAGAAAUGCAAGAUGAGACCAAGGGAGACGAGUCUAAAUUGUGUCGGUUGUUCCGCGACAAGCGUGCUGGAGAGUGUUCUGAGACAUUCAUCAUUGACCUCAUGAGUUGUGCAUCCAAGGCUGUGGAGGGAACCAAGAAAGUCAGGAUCGAGAUGGAGAAGCUUCUUCAUCUUUUGGAGUCAAUUGAAGACCGAUGGAGGGAAGCACAGAGUACAUUGUCGGAGAGUAGCUGCAUGUCUGCUAACCUGUCUGUGACCAGCGGAGAUAACUACAGUCACCCAGUCCUUGCAACAAACCCAGGGGAGUUGUCCCACCCUACUGAUCCCAAAGGAGAAGAAAUCUCACACACACCAUUAAGUCCACUUGAGCUCUUCAGGCAGACAUCAGGAAAAGACUUGCCUUUGGCAUUCAAGCUUGCGCAGUUCUAUGAAAAGCAUGGCAACAGUAUUGACGAUGAACAGAAGAGUGUGUCUCUUCCAGCACAGCUGCCUGAAUCCCUGAGACUUCAGAUGAUUGCCGAUGCAAGGAAGGAUGGAUUCAGUGGCGACUUUGAUGAGAUUGCCAGGAUAAAAGCAAGGAAUAAGCAAGAUCAGGGUGGUUCUUUGUGCGACAAUUUUGACUCUGAUCCAAGGAAAGUGGAUAAAUUGAGACGGUUUGAUGAGGAACUGAGUGGGAGGAAUUCAUUGAAUGUCGGUGCAAAUUCUGAAAUUCUCGAGUCGGAUCCACGUAAACUUGCCGCCCUGAAGCAGUUUGAUAAGGAGAAACCGAUGACACGACAACCCGAGGAAUCGUCAGAGAAGGUGGACAAUGACUAUCUUCCUGUGUCUGAUCCGGCCAAACUGAGGAAGAUGGAUGAAUUUGAACGCCAGAGUUCAUCCGAUUCUAAGGAUUCUAUUUCAUCUGGGUUGAUGUACGGGGAGGGUGGGAGGCCAUUACCCACAAUGCCUGUCCUCUCGCAGGAUGGUGAUAGAGUUGCACCACAGGAGGUGUCAGGGUACUGUCUGAAUCAUGGGAGCAGUGCCCAGAAUAUGGGGCAGAUGAAUGUUGGACAACAGAGUCAGGUUUCCUGUGGCCAGAAGCAGAACGUAUCUAAUCACCAGUACAUGGUGGGUGUGCAUCAGAUGAAUGUUAAUUCGGUCCAAGAUGGGUUUACACGAUUGAAUAUCGAAGGAGUUCAAGGAGGUGCUUGUUUGAGUGGGUCAGGGUUGGACUAUUUUGGAAAUCAGUCCCAGCCGACGAUGAUUCCUGCUAAUUUGUCAAGGACUGGUUGUGUUGUUAGCAGUGCUUCCCCUGACUUCCAGGGUGGCUCCAUGCCAGGUGGAAUUCACUCACACAGUGUAAGUGGAAGCCCGUCUCCAGUCUUGGAGGUCAGUGAAACAUUGUCGCCAAUGGCACGGCAGCAACGCCCCUUUCAGUACCCUGUGCCUCAUCAGCAGACGGAGACAAGCACUUCUCAGACUUACACAGCUUCCAGACAGAUGUCAAAGUCCCUUCCUGACCACACAGCUUCCAGGGAACAUUCUCGCAUGUAUAACAUUGCGGAAAAGCAACAGUCAAGUUUCCCAGGGAGAAGCCAUAUUCCUUACAGACCAAACAUUGGCCAAAGAAAUCUAAAUCUUUGUCACAGAGAAAGUGAAGGGUUUGAGUAUUCGGGGUUACCUGCAGGUCAGGGUCAUAACCUUGAAGGUGAAGGUCAUAAUAUUGGUUUUGACCAAGGUGAAGGACAUAUUGUUGAAAGCCCCUCAGGAUGUGGUACAAGUGUAGAUCCUGCUCCAUAUAAGUGUGGGGCUAAGAAGAUGAUGAACUUCUUUGACAGUUACAACCGAGCAGUGGCUGCUGGGACUGACGACGUGGAAGAUAACGAGGAAGUGGAGGAAAACAACAGGGCAAUGGAAGGUGGGGAUGAGGGUGAGGAAGACGAUGAGUAUGUGACGAACAUCAAUGUGUAAAGGGUACAGUGAUUGUGAAGGAAAGGUCAAAUUUGUGUACAGCUGUUUUGUCAUGAUCGUGUAGUUAUCGUGUACUAAUGGAGAGGGGGAGCACUAAACAGAGUCUUCCUUUUAAGGAUUGUUAAAUAGGCCUUUAUUUGAGAUAAUAAACGAGUGUGUGAUGUCCAGAUUAAUUAAGGCUCCAGGGAUGAUUAUCCUUGAUUUGAUGAGUCUAGAUAAGAUGUCACUUUAAGAAGUAAUAUUAGAUAUUUGUUUCAGUAUGUGUUCUAUUUGACAUUGAAAAAAAGAAAAUCAGUCAUUACCUGCUUUGUGCACAGAUAUCUGACCUUGGAAGAUGGGAAUCCCAAUAAAGCUGUUGGCUUAAAUAGUAUCAUCAGAAUAGGUGAGGUGAGGUGAAAUUGGGUUUAACGUUGCGUCCAAGAUUAUUGCACUUAUAUAGCGACGUGUGUGUGUGGCUGCUUGUGCUAGUCCGGACUAAUGCCAAUUUGUAGUGCUAGCUAUCUGAGAUACCAUGCUCGGUUUAACAUGAAUACCCCACUCAGACACAGUAUACUGACUCCGAGCCGACAGGUCCUUAUUUUAGCCCAUUUAUGCCAAGCGCCAGACAUGGUAACAACAAGUACCAUCUUUUAAAGUAAUCUCAUAAAGGGGAUGCAACGUCUAGACAACCAGGAACCUGUCUUCGGGCUUCAGUGCAGAGUGUCACACAGGGUACACACUCACCAUCGGGAAUAAUAUAUUACUGCCAUAAUGUUCUACAGGGACCAACCAUUUGAUAUUGGGGGGUGGGGGGUUGGGAUGUUGUAUGGAGGGGUGCUGGGAUGUUGUAACUAAUAGUAUUAAGCUACAAAUUAUCAAACAUUUUCUUUCACAAUCUAUUUUUUCCGAUGAAAUCCUAGGCCCCGCUGGACAUACCUCAGUUCACAAUAAGUGGAAAGAGUUUGUGAGUGGGAAGGGCUUGCUUAGUUUUUCAUUUGCUUGUUGACCAAAUGUGUAUUUAUUUUAUUUAACUUCACAUGGCUAAUCACUAUGCAUGGACAGCAGGACCUCUUUUAAUGUGUUUGAUAGUACUGAAAAAUAAAAGUUCACUAUUAACAUAUGUAAUAAAAUCCUAUUAUUACCAGUUCCUGUACAACUGAUUGUGUAUUUAAUACUAUUUAUGGAUAUUUGUUUCUCUGUAUUUAAUCACAUAGAUAUCCUAAUCAUGGAGGAGGUUAUAUUUUACCUCUCAUAUGCAUGUAAUGUACAAAUUCUCCAUUAAAAGACAUUUGUUAACACAACA